CCGGCAUUAGUCCCCUCAGCUGGUCUAGACUAGGUGCAAUCAGUUGGGCAUUUCGCGCGAUGGCCGAAGUGCCCAAACGAGUGUUCCCGCCUCUGUAUGUUUCAAAUGGAGAUAUCCCUGUCGACAGACUGGCAUUUUUCCACGUCUUGGAACGUCUCAAGACGCAGAGACGAACGGGAUGGGUAGAGCACAAAAUUCCCAACGCGGAAAGCAUCUCGGACCACAUGUAUAGGAUGGCAAUAAUGGCUAUGUGCACUUCCGAUGCGAAACUCGAUAUCUCGAGAUGCGUGAUGAUGUGUCUAGUGCAUGACCUCGCGGAAGCUCAAGUCGGAGACAUUACGCCGCAUGAAGGCAUUCCAAAAUCUGAGAAGAGACGUCUUGAAGCGGAGGCGAUGCAUAAUUUCACUCACGAGAUGUUGCAUAGUAGCCCUGCUGCUCAAAGGAUUGAGGCAUUGUGGAAGGAAUAUGAGGAUGGCGAAUCUGAUGAGGCUCGUUUUGUCAAAGAUCUCGAUAGAUUCGAGAUGGCAUUUCAAGCAUCAGAAUACGAACGUCAACACUCCAAUCCGACACUGCAAUCGUUCUUUGACAACAGCAUACCUUUCAUCCAGCAUCCCGAGGUGAAGCAGUGGGGUCGGGAUCUCCUCGCUGAGCGGCAGUCGACGAAAUCUGAAGCUGAUGAACAGCCUUUGGGCUGAUUACGCCGAUUGUGAGGAGGCUCGUCGUGACAGAGCAGAAAGUGUCACAAAUCCGCAUAGCGUAGAUCUUGUUAAAUACAUUUAUUAUUAGUACAAUGCCAUAGACUCUGAAUUGAUCGACCG
Molecule: messenger RNA, 818 nt
Organism: Laetiporus sulphureus 93-53
Lineage: Eukaryota; Fungi; Basidiomycota; Agaricomycetes; Polyporales; Laetiporaceae
Product: HD domain-containing protein
Exons: 11
Coding region: 60-695 (211 amino acids)
Cellular component (GO): cytoplasm
Molecular function (GO): 5'-deoxynucleotidase activity
Source: RefSeq, a predicted model, not a curated record